ACAUAUAUCCACAUUUAUUCAGCAAAGCCCUAUAAUUCAUUUUGCUGUCAGGCACCGCGCGAUUGCCUGUUUCCUCUGCAUAAAUUUUAUCGACCCCUGUCCAGGAACAACGACGGGGCAAAUGCCGAUGAACGACGACAGAAUGAAGUUGCCAAUUAAUGCUAAUCCAGUAGAUGUGCAUGAUCCGUUGAGGUUCAAUCAAGGUGGUCAGGCUGAUCCCUAUUCUUUUGCAAGGGACACAAUGCAAAAUGAAGCUGCUGAGGCAGCUGUCUACAAUACAAAGGUUGUUAACAUUAUGCAAGAAGUUUGCACCAGUUGUAUCAUUUCAUCUUGCUGGAAAUUCAAAAGUACCAGCUGUAUACUGCAGAAACUUGAGGAUGCUGUGCAUGAGAUGGGUCUGCAACUUAAACAUCAUGAAGAGAAUAUCAUUUUCCUAAAAGCUCACAAGAACAGAUUGGAUAAUUCAAUCUUAGAUAUGCAAGUUGCUCUUGGCAAGUAUCAGACAGCAAGCGAAUCUGGUUCUGAAAAUGAGGAACUUUCCCAUGUACAGAGUGAGGAGGAGACACUCGGAAACAUCUUUCUACAUGAGAAAUCUGCAGCCGGCAUCUGGUACGAGCUAAAAUGUCAUCAUGGAACUCAAGCUUCUCAUCUUCCUUUGAUGAAGGAUGUUGUGGGAAUUGUUGCUAUGCUUGGGAGCGUUGAUGACGAUAAUCUUAGCAGGCUCCUCUCAGAUUAUUUGGGACUUGAGACUAUGCUAGCAAUUGUUUGCAAGACGUUUGAUGGUAUGAAAGCGCUGGAGACAUACGACGAGAAAGGUCACAUAAACAAAAGUUUGGGUCUUCAUGGCCUUGGAGCUUCUAUUGGAAAGCCUUUGGAUGGCCGCUUCCUUGUUAUCUGUCUUGAAAAAUUAAGACCGUAUGCUGAAGAUUUCAUAGCUGAUGACCCUCAAAGGAGGCUUGAUAUUCUGAAGCCAAGAUUACCCAAUGGGGACUCUCCACCUGGUUUUCUUGGUUUUGCUGUGAAUAUGGUCAACAUAGACAGUGUGGACUUAUAUUGUGCUACAAGCACCGGUUAUGGUCUAAGAGAGACUCUCUUCUAUAACCUGUUUUCCCGCUUGCACGUAUACAAGACUAGAGAAGAUAUGCUACAGUCUCUCCCUUGUAUUAGACAUGGGGCCAUAUCCCUGGAUGGUGGGAUGAUAAAGCAUAGUGGUGUGUUCUCCCUGGGUAAGAGGGAAAUAAACGUGAAAUUCCCAAAGAGCUCUAGAGGGUCAAAUCUGCCGCAAAACUAUUUCGAAAUUGGAAGAGAGAUAAAGGAGAUGAAGUGGAAAAAAGAAAGAACUGUUGAAGAUAUGCAGAGGGAACAGGUUUUGCUAGAACGUGCAAGGUUCAAUUUUGAUUUGAAGAAGCAAGGGUAUAUGAUGUUUCUGGCACAAAGCUCAACUUAUGCUACACAGCUGAGGAUUCUGCAUGGAGACAACAUGAGAGUUGUUUGUUUACCUGGAAACUACGCAGUUGUACCUUCCAUGUUAUGUGAGUAAUGGUGCUUUUCAUUAAUCGAUCUAAAGAGCUAGAAAUUGGAAUUCUAAAAUCCUGAUGGUUUGACUUGGAUGGUUAAUGGUUUCAUGGGAAAUGUGCAGAAAUGGUUUUUGGCAGGACGAAGUAAAGAUACUUUCGAAGUAGUCUUUGCUGAGAUCAGUUUCUGCUGUUCGCUUUUCUUUCAGUGUCUUAUAUUGAGCAGUAGAGCUUAAAGCAGGAGGGGGAGCACGUAGCAUGAUUGACGGAAAUCUGAGAGCAUUUUGGGUAUUGAACAAGAAAGAAGAAGCUCUAUCAGUAAUCAAUCCUGCACCUACUCAGUCUGAAAACAUUGUCUUUCAGUAUUAAUAGAAUAGUCUUCUGAAUUCGUGAUCAUCGUCUAGCUCAGUUUCAUGCAUGUAACAAACUUAGGCACAUGUACCAAGGUUAUAGAACGUCUUUUGGUAGUAUUGCAAAUUCCAGUUACUAUAGUAAAGCUGGAAAUGGAUGUUAAAAUCACGAAAUUUCUUUUGUCUGAGUAGUCUAAAAUAGAUAUUUAACUUUGUCAAUUGGGCCAAUUAUGAAUGAAUGUACGAAGAAAUAAAAGGAUUGAAUUUCGAAAGUCAAAUUCUUAUAAUCAAUGAUAAUGAAAAAUCAAAAUUA
Molecule: messenger RNA, 2177 nt
Organism: Solanum lycopersicum (tomato)
Lineage: Eukaryota; Viridiplantae; Streptophyta; Magnoliopsida; Solanales; Solanaceae
Product: protein DEFECTIVE IN MERISTEM SILENCING 3
Source: RefSeq, a predicted model, not a curated record